Molecule: messenger RNA, 639 nt
Organism: Tilletiopsis washingtonensis
Lineage: Eukaryota; Fungi; Basidiomycota; Exobasidiomycetes; Entylomatales
Exons: 3
Biological process (GO): mitochondrion organization; phospholipid transport
Cellular component (GO): ERMES complex
Molecular function (GO): lipid binding
Source: RefSeq, a predicted model, not a curated record
AUGUCGCUCGAGCUCGCCUGGCCGCCCGACGAGGCGCUGGCCUCUUCGCUGCUCACCUCGCUCAACCGCGCCUUGGCCUCUGCGCCACGGCCCUCCUUCCUCGGCCCCAUCACGCUCACCGCGCUCGACUUUGGCGCAGAGGCGCCGUGCGUCGACGUCGUGGGCGUGGGCGAUCAGCAGCAGCAAGCGCGGCAUUUCUCCCUCUCUCCUCCUCUCGAGCUCUCGCCUGCGCCUUGCGAGAGCGCGCUGCCUUCUCUGCAGCUGCACCUCUUGCUGCGCUGGCUCAGCACUUCGCUGCGCCUCACGCUGCGCACCGCGCUGCUCAUCAACCAUCCGGCCCCGGCGUUUCUCGAGCUGCCGCUCGACAUCACACUGACGAGCCUGGAGCUGCGCGCGGGUGCCGUCGUGGCGUUUGAGGAGACGCAGGAGGGGCGAAGACUGCAUCUGUGCUUGACGGAGGCGAUGAGCGAUGAGGAACUGCAGGCUCACUCUUCGUCGGAGGACACGCUGGGCGAGCGCCUGCUGCCCGCGCUCACCCUCGAGUCCAGCGUGGGCCAGGCAGACAAGCACACGUUGCUCAACGUCGGCAAGGUGGAGAAGUUUGUCGCCGAGCUGCUGCGCAAGGCCGUGGUGGAGGAA